Molecule: messenger RNA, 3487 nt
Organism: Pseudoliparis swirei
Lineage: Eukaryota; Metazoa; Chordata; Actinopteri; Perciformes; Liparidae
Product: epithelial cell-transforming sequence 2 oncogene-like
Exons: 20
Coding region: 118-3099 (993 amino acids)
Molecular function (GO): guanyl-nucleotide exchange factor activity; protein binding
Source: RefSeq, a predicted model, not a curated record
CGGGCGGCGCGCGAGCAGCACUGCAUCACAGCGUUCAGUGAAGAGAGCCGAAUGGGACCAGAAACCGAGGCCGUGUUUUUGUCCCCCCUCUCCCGUUAAAGUGCGCGUGAGAGCAACAUGGAGACGUCCCUGACGUCGACCCCUCACUCGGUGAACCGGUGGCAGCUCAGCGGGACCGGCUGUGACCGCGGCCUGCGGGCCGGGACCCGCUUCAGCACGUGGACCCCCCUGAACAACCGGGCCGGCAACCUGCAGUUAUUUGAGGAGAGGACGACCCUCGUGCUGCACUGGUUUGACCUGUGGACCGACGGGCAGAGGAAACACCUGCUGCGCUCUCUGCUCACGCGCUGCAGCAAGCCACAGCUCAAGUACUGCAAGGAUUUGCUCGUCGAGGCGGUUCCUGUGACGCGAGUGGACUUCACGUCGGUGCUGCCGCGCUUCCUGUCCCUGUAUGUGAUGUCGUUCCUGUCCCCUCUGGACCUCUCCGCCGCUGCCCGAGUCAGCUGGCACUGGAGGGUCCUUGCCGAGCAGGACUGCCUCUGGGCCGGCCGCUGCAUCUCGAGAGGCUGGUUCCUUCCCUACACUCCCGCGGAGAAGGAGUCCGGAGCGUGGAAGAACCACUACGUGUCCUGCGUCGCCACGCUGGACCGGCUCACCCCCAGGGAGGCGGCCGAGCGGUACGGGACCCUCAACCAGCGAAGCGUGGGGGAGGCGGAGGAGGAGGAGGAGAGGAGGAAGGAGAGGAGGAUCAGACAGAUGCUCAGAGACAAACUCCAGGAGGAGAAGAAACACGCUCUGAGAACCAGGAAAGCCUGGGGCAGCUCCACAAAGCCACGAGGAGCCAGAGGUGGAGGGACUCAGACGGGGAGGCCCGGCUCUGGAAUAACAUCCAGCUCUUGGCCCUCUCUCUCCUGGCCUCCCAGGACCGCCGGGUCUCCCAGCGUCUGCCUCAGCCUAGACAGGGGACCGCCCACGACUGCAGCCCGGAGCCUGGAGGGAGUCCAGGCCUCCAGACCGAGCAAAGCCAGAGGAGCGCUGUCCUCCUUCACCAGCAGAUCUCCGCUGGUCUCCGUGACCCCUCCUGCCCUCUUACUGCUGAUCUCCAGCAGAAUUCCUGCCUAUGAACUGGUGCUGAGUGGCGUGAAGGAUGGAGUGGUUGUGGUUCUGUACGACCACAGGGGGACUCUCUCGGCUCUGUUAACCCAGGUGGCGAGGACUAUGUCUGGGCAGAGAGCUCAGAGGCUGGGCCUGCUCGCUCCAGGAGGGACGGAGGAAAUCCAUCUGCUGCGUGGUUGUAGCCUGUCAGAGAGGACCCUGCUGACCCCCGACCACAGGGAAUUCUGGGAAAAGAUGUGUGGCUGGGUGGCACCGACUGUGGAAGGAGGAGGGAUCGACAUCUUCUGCCCGCUGGCUGCAGCUGGUAGACACAGAUCAUCGGGACUCGCUCUCAUGCAGACUCUCUCUACUCUGACGGGUCUGCAGGUUCUGGCGCCGAUGGGUUUUGCCACCGGAAGUUUCCAGAACAUCCUCGGCGAGUGGUCUGACGGCCGUGUGUGCACCGGACUCUCGGAGCAGCGAGCAGCCUCCCCGGCACUGCGCUUUGUGUGUGAGGACGCGCUGCUGGGCUGGUGCAGACAGGCCCAGUGGAUGGAGGAGGCUCUGGGGCAGCUGAGGGGCAGCUGGGGGCCACAGCUCCACGGCGUCAGCCUCCAGGCCAGGGGCCGGGCGCUGGGUCAUUUUCUGUGGGAGAAAAUCCGCCUCGAGGAGCUUUGUGUGUCCAAAGAACUGACCGAGGCUCUGACUGAGGGACUCAGUGCCCUCACUCGACAGGGAGAGACCAGACCUCUGGAGUUUCUUGCUGUCUUCCUGACAAGAUGGAGUGAAAAGAAGGAGGGAGGAGGAGAGAGUAGUGGAGAGGAAAGGGGGAGAAACAAAGGCCAUGAUUCCUCUUUGGCACCACUCGGCCUGAUAUCUGAGCAACCGCAGAUGCUGUUUGAUUGGAGAGGAGCAGCUGCCAGAGAGCUCCACCACAGCGAGUGUCUUUAUCUGGGGAGACUGGGCGCCGUGCUGAAGGUCUACCAGGAGCCUCUUACGGCAGCUCUCAACUCCAACCGAGCCAUCCUCAGCUACGCCGACAUCCACCUCGUCCUCAGCCCUGUCACACAACUGCUGGAGCUCAACAGGUACACACACACACACACACAUCUGUACGACGCUGUCUUGUUUGUCAUGAUAUCUGUGCGUGGUGUUUGCUUCAGGGGCUUUCAGGCGGAUUUACACGGCCGCCUGCAGCGGUGGGGUGCAGAGCAGUGUGUCGGGGACGUGCUCGUAGAGCUGUGCUCAAAGCUCAGAGUCUACACCAACUACCUCAACAACUACACCACCGCCCUGCGCACCGUCGACAAGUGCAGGGAGACGAAGCCUCCGUUCCGGGCAUUCCUGAAGAGGGCAGACAGAACUCUGGCCACACACAUGCUGAGCCUGCAGGAGCUGCUGCUGUGUCCGGUGUGGAGAAUACAGGAGUACGUGACUCUGCUUCAGGCGUUGUCUUCACACACACACAGCGGCCACCCCGACCACACACACCUGUGCUCGGCCCUCGACACCCUGCUGGGGUUCAGAGAGUUCAUACAGAAGUUGAAGCGAAACUCAGAGAGAGACGGGCGGAUGGAGGAGACGCAGAAGAUGAUCCAAGGCUGUCCGAGCCUCAGUGAAGGAAACAGGCAGCUGAUAAUAACACAGGAUGCUGCUUUGCUCAUGAGCCCCGAUGAAAAGAUUCCUGAAUCACUCAGGAUCUACGAGCAGGUGUCCGACGCGGGCCUCUUCCUGUUCAACGACGCGCUGGUGUUGACGCGGCGCAGCGUGCAGCACACGCCGUUCUCGCUGGCCCACCGGAGCACGCACACCUUCCUGGCCUCCGUGGCCCUCGGCAGCCUGGCUGUCAGGGAGAUCAGGCACACGCGCUACGUGCGUCACGCUUUUGUCCUGGAGGGUCCGCGUCGCUCUUGGGUCUGCGCCACGGAGAGAGGCGAGGAGAGAGAGCACUUCCUGUGCGUGCUGCGUUCAGCCAUGAGCGCCGCUCUGACGGGACGCCCGUGACGAGGAGGCGUGGCCUUUUUAAUAUGGUACGUUUUUAAACGGCGUUUACCUUUCCGCCCCACGCAUGACGUAAACACGCAGCCGCGUGUCAGCGUCUCACUUCCUCCUUAAAGUGUUCGGACUGGACUUUGCCCUUUGUGUUGUCUUUUGUGUUAAACUCUCUACACACCUGCUGUACACUGAGCAUAUUGUGUCAUCACAUCAUUAUCAUGCAUUACACCAGCAACAUUAGCAAUCAAUCAUUUAAAUGUCUUAUUUUAGUAAAUAUUAUCAACCGUCAUGGUACCCUGUCAUAUUAAUGUGUAAUGUUUCUUAUUGUAUCCACUUGUGUUUCAAAAUGACUCAAAUACCAAGUUUUCAGUGUUAAUAUAAACCUUUUUCAAAUUGA